Molecule: messenger RNA, 863 nt
Organism: Dermacentor andersoni
Lineage: Eukaryota; Metazoa; Arthropoda; Arachnida; Ixodida; Ixodidae
Source: RefSeq, a predicted model, not a curated record
UGGUGGCGGAUCCUUUCGUUGCGAUUCGCAAAGGCAGGUUUACGUUUGGAGGAGGUUGGCGACGAGUUGCGGAAAUAGAAGGCAACGCAGCCACGAGUGACUGCCGCCCGGCUCACGCAUUAAAUUGCCACAGUCCGUCGGUACCUGCUGGCAGAAGAGGAGAUCUCGUCCCUUGCUGCGCUGCGUCAUCGUUUGCUGCAUUUGUUCGAUAAGAGGCUACCAAGAUGGCCUUUGUGAAGUCGGUUGUGGCAGUCAUAGGGCUGGCGAUUGUGUGCAGGGGCGCACCAGUCGCGGAAGAAAAUUGCAACUUUCUUGACGAACACCUGGAGCGCGCCAUCGACUCCUUUAUUGAAAAGCUUCCGGCAGGGCGUUCCAAGACAUUGGAAAAUGACUUCCCGCCUGUAAUAUCCAAAAACAUUGAAUUCAAAUUCUUGGGCCUCAACUCCUUUCGACCCUUCGGUCCAUUCUUGACCUUCUGCAGGAACGGUAGCAGAUUUGUGCAAUUUGAUCUUGUCAACAAGAGGCCCCUGAUUCUCGUGGGAACGCAGACUAACGACACUAAUACCCAUGAAAUUUUGAGUCGCGCCCUGCUGGUACGAUUCACUGGACAAUUCGAAGUGGAAGGUGCUGGGGAGGACCUGAAGAUCUAUUUCAAAGAAAAUGUGCCCGUAUCCAUGGUCGGACUGAACAUGAUACUGAGGGCUGCAGACAAAGAAAAAAAAGAGGACGCUCGAAUCGUUUUCAGCACACCGAAUCUGCACUUCCUUCUCUCCCUCUGGAACGGCAUGCUUUACAGUGUACUGGAUACGCUUUUCACAGAAAUAUUAGGCAGAAAAUAAAGACCUUCUGGUCAGAAUUCAUCA